Rana temporaria (common frog) is the source of this 1362-nucleotide messenger RNA. RefSeq names its product BMP and activin membrane bound inhibitor (gene BAMBI). Gene Ontology annotation, molecular function: frizzled binding. The record is from RefSeq and is a predicted model, not a curated record. NCBI's taxonomy places the organism in Eukaryota, Metazoa, Chordata, Amphibia, Anura, Ranidae. The transcript is spliced from 3 exons. The coding region runs from base 222 to 995 and encodes 257 amino acids. Gene Ontology annotation, biological process: positive regulation of canonical Wnt signaling pathway; negative regulation of transforming growth factor beta receptor signaling pathway; transforming growth factor beta receptor signaling pathway.
CUCCGGUCGCAGCGGGCUCAGUGUGUUGCAUGGCUGGCUCGGCGCUCGGAUUGUAUCGGGCGGAUUAUCGGUGAUCGGAGGGCUCGGCGGUGUUUGCACUGGACACGGUUGCUUGUGGUUCCCGGAUCCCGCAUGUCCUGUGGCUUGGAUGGUGACACUUUCUUGGAGCAGCCCGUGGUGAAAGACGUUCAGCGGAGCCGGGGAGAGCAGGGGGCUUGUCAAUGGAUCGGCUAAUCUCCAUCUGGCUACAACUAGAGCUCUGUGCUAUGGCCGUCCUGCUUACUAAAGGUGAAAUUAGAUGCUACUGUGACGCCCCGCACUGUGUUGCAACUGGAUACAUGUGCAAGUCGGAAUUAAAUGCCUGCUUUUCCAGGUUGCUUGACCCGCAGAACAUCAAUUCACCGCUCACACAUGGCUGCUUGGACUCUAUCGCAAACACAGCAGAUGUGUGCAAGGCCAAAAGCUCUGAGAACAAGAGUGGGGCAUCUAUACCCAAGCUGGAGUGCUGUCAUGAAGACAUGUGCAACUACAGAGGCCUGCACGAUGUACUUUCUCAUCCUAAAAGUGAAACAUCAGGUUCUGGUGGCAGGUAUCAACAUGAAAGCACAAGAAACCUUAUCACAAAGGUCCAGGAGCUUAAUUCCUCCAAGGAACUGUGGUUCAGAGCAGCGGUCAUUGCUGUCCCUAUAGCCGGUGGACUAAUAUUGGUGCUUCUUAUAAUGCUUGCACUCCGUAUGCUCCGCAGCGAGAACAAGAGACUACAAGAUCAGAGGCAGCAGAUGCUGUCCAGACUACACUACAGUUUUCAUGGGCACCACUCGAAGAAAGGACAAGUAGCCAAGUUGGACUUGGAGUGCAUGGUGCCCGUGACCGGGCAUGAAAACUGUUGCUUGACCUGUGAUAAAAUGAGGCAUACAGACCUCAGCAAUGACAAACUAAUUUCCCUGGUUCACUGGGGGAUGUACAGUGGACAUGGCAAGCUGGAGUUUGUAUGACCACGUUGGACAUCUUGGUCCGGUAGAGUCUCUGCUGGGUAGAAGCACUUUAUCUUUGAACACAAACUGUUAUCCUAAGAGGAGGAAGUUGGAAUCUUCCGCACAGCAGGAUGCUUGAUGUUUCUGGUGGAAGGUUCCAAAAGAUAUUUUAUUUGCACAGAUCGAGAAGAGUUUGAAGGGGGGGGGGAGGGGACUCUUUUGUACUAUGUGGGUUUAUUGAUGAGACGCCAGAUGUAGAAGAGUUGUACACACUGUCACCAAGGUUUUCUAACUUUUUAGGGAGCCAAUACUGGUCAUUAAAAUAAACUGUACACAUUUCUAUGUUUAAUGUAAAGAAUUUUUAAAUAUAUAUUUUGUCUGAAACCGU